GCCAUCUGGCAACACUGAGGUGAAGUGAGAAGAAAAAAACGAAGAGUUCUAGCAUUUAGCAUUUUCGAGAAAAUAUUCUGCAAGAGUUACAACGCAAAAUGGCAGCGCCGAUGCAACAUGAAGAUCUGCUUAAGCUGAAGAGCUUUAUUGAGUUUGUGGACGCAAAUCCCACGGUCUUGAACAUGCCGCAGUUGCAAUUUGUGAAGGAUUUCAUCGAAAAGUUCGGCGGAAAGGUUCCGGCCGGCGAUUUCAAGAUGCCCGACGCCGCCGCAGGCGGAAAGUGCCCCUUCGGCGGCGAUGCUGGUGGACAAGACAAGAAGCCGGCCGAUACCUCCGAGAGUGUCUCCGAUGACAGCCAGGAUGAGGAGUCCCUGUCGGAGCCCGAGUCUGAGGUGGAGCUGGACCUGGAGGGAGUCAUCGAGGCCGACAAUGAGCCUGCUCAGCCCAUGGGCGACUCCGCCAAGGAGCCCACCGAGGAAGAGGCCGAUCAAGCCGGUGACUUGCGUGGCCAGGCUGCGGCCGCCUACGGAGAGCAAAAGUUCGAGGAGGCCAUCUCCCUUUAUACCAAGGCCAUCGAGCUUAACCCGGGCAACGCCCUCUUCCAUGCCAAGCGCGGCCAAGCCUUCCUCAAGUUGAAGAAGCCGAACGCCUGCAUUCGGGACUGUGACAAGGCCCUGGAGCUGAACUGCGACUCUGCGGCGGCCUACAAGUUUCGUGGCCGCGCCCACCGCCUGCUGGGCGACUUUGCUGAGGCGGCCAAGGAUCUGCGCCAGGCCUGCAAGCUGGACUUUGACGAGGAAGCCGACGAGUGGCUGCGUGAAGUGACUCCCAAUGCCAAGAAGAUCGAGCAGCACCGUGUCAAGCAGGAGCGCCGUCAGGCUGAGCGCAAGCUGAAGGAGCGCCAGCGGGCCCAACGGCGAGCGCGCAAGGAACAGGCCAAGCAGAGCGCCAACUCGACUGGAUCGGGUGCUGGUGCUGCUGGUGGCGCUGGAGGUUUCCCUGGCGGAUUCCCAGGUGGUUUCCCAGGCGGUUUUCCUGGAGCUGGAUUUGGGGGUGGCGGUAUGCCCGGCGGCGUGGACAUGGCUGACUUGAUGGAGCUCAUCAAGGAUCCCGAGGUGGCCCCCGCCAUGAAGGACAUCCUCGCCAACCCGGCCAACAUCUCGAAGUACGUGUCUAAUCCGAAAAUCUUCAAUCUGAUCAAGAAGUUCGUGCCCGGCGGAGACAUAGGUGCUGCUUUCGGCCAGGCGGAACCGCCAAAGGCUGGGACAGAUUCCGGACCGGAGCCGAAGGCCACUAAGGAGUCUGCCGACUUCGUGGACGACGGCUUGGACUAAAGUUGUAAGAAAUUCGAAAAAACGCAAAAAAACAUGCCAGACCCUUCACACCACACAGAGCAGGACAACAGGUCUUCAGAGUAGAGAGAUAGAGACGGAGACAGACUGAGAAAACGAAUAAGAAAGAGAAGGAAGACAAGGAGAAGUAGAGAAGGAGACAGCUGCUGCCUUAGCGAUUUCUUAAAAAACGGAAAAUGAAAAAACAAGAAGAAUUGAAAUUCGAAUAACUUUCAAUUCUUUUGGGCCAGUUUUGAAAUUAAAACAUAAAUAAUAAUACAGAUUAAGCGAUAUUUUUCACAAGAACUCCAAACACUUGGAACAAGAGCAAAUAGAAGCACUGGCGAAAAAUAUAAAACCGAAACGAAUGGAACACAAUUCCGGGCGAACAGACCUAUUGUCCACUUGCAGUCACCACCACCUAAUACAUGGCCAGUUUCAUUGCCAACUUCAUGCCGCCUUAGGCCAUUCCCAGCUUAUUUAAGACAAUUAAAAUGCACCGAAAAUGUUACUCACAUUUAAAAGUGAAGUCAAGGCAUGUCUGUCGAUCUAGUUUAACUAAAAGCUCGAUAAGAAACCAAAAAAGCAAGAAUUAUAUGUAUAUUAAACAAUUAGCCCUAAUGAACGAUACUCGGUGCCAGCAGCAUAUAUUAAGCCGCAAAACAAAAGGAAAUUCAUCUAAAGACAAGUGCGGAACUUGUUUUUUUUUUCCAAAAAAAAUUGUACUGAUAAAAAUUUUAAAAAUGUACUAAGCAAAUGCAUUUAGCCGCCCAUACCCACACGAAGCACUCAAACUCACCCACUGGCCCAUUCACUCACAUAUUCAAAAUAUUCAUGGCCUGAGUUCCAAGCAUGUCAAACAUUUAAGCAACCAGUGAUCGAAAUAAAUAAACGAGAAUCCGAAGUGCUAA
Messenger RNA from Drosophila bipectinata, 2242 nucleotides. Its product is annotated as hsc70-interacting protein 1-like. Gene Ontology annotation, molecular function: Hsp70 protein binding; protein dimerization activity. The record is from RefSeq and is a predicted model, not a curated record. NCBI's taxonomy places the organism in Eukaryota, Metazoa, Arthropoda, Insecta, Diptera, Drosophilidae.